CUGGUGAAGGAAGAUGGCAUACGUGUUCCUUGUAUAUAAACACAGAGGAAGACGAUAAUUCAGUUCUUCACAAAAAAAUUCAUUAUCGCUAGAUCUGUGGUGGCAGUCGCAGUAAUGUGUUUGUAGCUGCCCUGCUUCUUGUUGGAUCUCCGUUCUUGAAAUUGUAUAAUUUUAAUUUUUAGCCAUCUCUGAAGAUAUGGCCCUUGCAUUUGCUUCUUCAUUGCGCGUUGCUGCUGGAAAGGGACCCCUUUGCAACAUAAAGCCUUUUAAUUCCAACCUAACUGCUACCAUAAAAUUGCCUACUCAGAGCAAGUUUUCAUGUUCUGCAACUCUGACUACCGACAGAACUCAGGGUUUUCAGGCAUCUGAGUUUGAUUUAGAGAACAAAAAACAUAGUCUGUUGAACACUAUUCAGGACACUCAACGAGGCCUGGUUGCAACUUCUGACAAACGCUCUGAAAUUGAAGAGGCUCUGGUGAGUGUGGAGGGAUACAACAUGGGUGAGCCAAUUAAUCUUGAAGAGUUGGAUGGAACAUGGCGCCUGCAGUAUACUUCUGCUCCUGACGUACUAAUUCUUCUAGAAGCUGCUGCAAGACUUCCCUUCUUUCAGGUUGGGCAGAUCUUCCAGAAAUUCGAAUGUCGGGAUAAAUCUGAUGGAGGGGUCAUCCGUAAUGUUGUUCGCUGGAGUGUUCCAACAUUGUUAGAGGAACAAGAAGGUGCUACUCUGGUUGUUUCUGCAAAGUUUAAUGUUGUUUCUGUUCGUAAUAUCUACCUUCAGUUUGAAGAGAUUUCUGUUCAAGAUAUAAACAUCAGUGAAGCGCUGCAAGCUAUAAUAGCUCCAGCAAUACUGCCACGGUCAUUUUUAAGUUUACAGAUAUUGCAAUUUCUGCGCUCAUUUAAAGCUCAAAUUCCUGUAACAAACCCAAAUCCGGGCAGGCGAUCAGUUGGAGGACUAUAUUACCUUUCCUACUUGGAUAGAAAUAUGCUUUUAGGUCGUGCAGUUGGAGGUGGAGGAAUAUUUAUUUUUACCAAAUCUCAACCUCUUCACUUGUAAGGCACAAAACAACUUCAAUUAUUUGAUUAAUCGCUUACUCCUACUGACACUUUGUAAGUCAAAAAAACCCUUGAUUUGAGAAGUAAAAGGACCGGGAAUGGAGGCUCGUAGCUUCAAGGAAUUGAAGCAAUACUUUUCACUGUAGAUUGUCCAAGAACUGCAAAAAAGCUUGGCUCUGCCCAAAAAUAAAGAAACGCCCAAUACCCUUGACCUUUCCUUGUCCUUUGAUAUCAUGGUGUAAAAAAUAAAAAAUAAAAAAUAAAAGAGGAAAAAGCUCAUAAGGUUAUAUUUGCCCAA
Mangifera indica (mango) is the source of this 1351-nucleotide messenger RNA. RefSeq names its product probable plastid-lipid-associated protein 10, chloroplastic. Bases 197 to 1054 code for a protein of 285 amino acids. The record is from RefSeq and is a predicted model, not a curated record. The transcript is spliced from 8 exons. NCBI's taxonomy places the organism in Eukaryota, Viridiplantae, Streptophyta, Magnoliopsida, Sapindales, Anacardiaceae.